This is a messenger RNA of Egretta garzetta (little egret), 621 nucleotides long. RefSeq names its product gamma-crystallin 1-like. The record is from RefSeq and is a predicted model, not a curated record. Gene Ontology annotation, biological process: lens development in camera-type eye; visual perception. Gene Ontology annotation, molecular function: structural constituent of eye lens. NCBI's taxonomy places the organism in Eukaryota, Metazoa, Chordata, Aves, Pelecaniformes, Ardeidae.
AUGGACCUCUGCAGUCUUUGGAUUGUUUUGUACAACCUAGGCAAAACAGUGCCAGCUUUCAAAAUACUUUCUAGUGCUACUGGGUUUACUUCUAUUUUAUUGAAGAUCACUUUCUUUGAGGACACAGACUGAGGAUGCUCCUGUGAAGCCACCAUAGACUAGCCAGACCUGAGCUCCCACUUCAACUGCUGCAACUCUACCAAGGUGGAAACUGACUGCUGGAUGAUCUAUGAAUGUCCUAAAUGCAUAGGCCAUCAGCACUUCCCGAAGAAGGGAGAAUAUCCUGACUACCAGCACUGGAUGGGCUUCAAUGACUCCAUUAGGUCUUGUUGUAUCAUCACAGCACCCCAGGAGCACAGCCGGCUGCAGAUCUAUGAGAGGAAUGACUUUGGAGGCAGGAUGUUGGAGUUCAUGGAUAGCUGCCCUUCUCUCCAGGACGACUUGCACUACAGGGACAUCCAGCCUUGUAACUUGCUUGAAGGAAGCUGCAUUUUCUACGAACAGCCACACUCCUGAGGACAGCAGUACCUCCUGAGGCCUGGCGAGUACAGGCGAUUCACCGACUGGGAUGCCAUGACUACCAAAGUUGGAUCCUUCCAACCAGCAGUGGAUAUUUCCUAA